Molecule: messenger RNA, 1098 nt
Organism: Ochlerotatus camptorhynchus
Lineage: Eukaryota; Metazoa; Arthropoda; Insecta; Diptera; Culicidae
Exons: 7
Coding region: 137-979 (280 amino acids)
Source: RefSeq, a predicted model, not a curated record
UUGCUCGCAGUGAGAUGAUAAAUUGCUUUACUAACUACCGCAGGUGGCAAUAUGAAUGCAGUGCACCCUCAUGUAGUAGAUAUAAAAGUCAUAACUCUUGUGGGUUCAGUCAAUUUAAUCCAUUAAAUUUGUAAUCAUGUCUGUUCUAACUAGUUUAUAUCUCAUUAUCAGUGCUUUAUGUUUUCUUAUAAUCGUGACCACUGUACAGACAGUACAGCAAGGAUUUGAUCAAAAGCAGUCAGCAAGUCCGUACGUUCUGAUAGGAAGAUACAAUUUUCAAGCUAAAGACGAUAAAGGAAACAACAUGGCAAGUAUUUUCGUACCAAAUCCGCCUGCAUACGUAGUAAGAAGAGUGUCAAAAUUGCCUGGAGCAGAGGGUAGUUCUCAAGUAGCAAAUACAAUAAUUAAUUAUACCUACAAUAAACCCUGGACACCACCACUACGCAAAGAAACGCAAUGCUCGGAAUACCUAGCUGAAAUUGCACAACUCAACAAAAAACUCAUACAGCAACAAGAGACCUGCACGAAUAAAACACAAAAAAGUUCCAAACAAAAGACUCAAGGUACCAAAAAGGCCCUCGUGAAAGAAUCUGAGAAAUCUUCCGGUGUCAACAGGCAGCACGACGUGUACUUCAGUUCGAGAAAGACCUACAACGAGUUAAUGAAACUGUUUAAUAAGGUCACCUUAUCGGGCGUCGAUUCGAAAAUAAAAACCAAUGCUGAAUAUUAUCUGCAUCAUUUGAAGAUGAAUCUUCUCGUAUUGACAAGCAAUAUACAGGAAUAUUCAAAAAUAGAGGACUGCUUUAAAACGUUUGUUAUUAGGACCCAACAACUUCGGGACUACAUGACGUACUACUAUGAUAGUUGCAAGGCACAUUAUGAGCAAACGUGUAACAGCAAUGUAUUGGUAAGUUACCAGGAUGGUUUGCAUGAGCUGGAAUACAUGAUCGCCGAAUGCAUCCGUCAGCGUCUCAACUAACAACUAUACUGAUAUACGAAUAAAUAUGUAAAAUUAAGUUCAUAAAAGAAUGUAACGAUAUUUAAACAUAAUAAAGGCUGGUGGUUUGUGCAAAAACGAUGAUAUUAGGUGCAGUAACG